AUGUUAAAAAAUAGAUAUAAAAAAAAUGCAAAGCGCGUAGUUGAGUAUAUAUUUAUGGUGAUAUUAUAUAUAAUUAUAUGGACUAUUUUACUUCUAAAAUGUUUAGUUCAUAAAGUAAAAAAACUUUUUAAAUUACGAAAAAUUUUUAAAUUAUAUGCUGUUAGAAAUAUAUUCCAUAAUUUAUUUAAUAAACAUAUUUUCAAGAAUAUUUUCAAAUGGAAUGAUUUGUUUUUAAAAUAUUUAAAUUUAUUUAAAGAAGAAAAAGAUAAUAAUAUUGAAAUAAAUAAAAAAUUAAAUAAGAUACCUAAGCAUAUAUAUAUUGUAUUAAAAAUCAAUGAUGUUAUUAUGUUAAAUAAAAAGAAACUUUUAAAUUAUUUUUUGAAUAUAAUAAUUUAUUUAUAUGAACUGAGAGUAAAAUAUCUGACAAUAUACAUAUCUGAUUAUUUUUUUAAUUCAUUAUUUUAUGAUGAUCUAACGCAAUAUUUAUUUGAACACAAUUUUUUUAUGAAACCAUUAAUUCACAAAUAUAAUAAUAACAAUAAUUUUUCUACUUAUAAUCUAUCUGAUGAAUUUAUUAUAACAAAAUUUAUAAACCCUAUAAAAAAGUUAUCUUUUCAAAAUUUAUUUCAUAAAAAAAAAGAAAAUUGUUCUAAAACUUAUAACACUUAUGAUGAAAAUUUUUCCCUUUAUUUAAAAUUUGUCAAUAAAGAAAGUUCUCAUAAAAAAAUAAUAGAAAUAGCAAAAGAAAGUAGCAUAUUAUCUAAUGGAGAAAUGGUAAAUGAUGACUUAAUUUUUUAUAAUAAAAAUAUAGAAUCAACAAUAAGAAAGAUAUAUAAUAAAGACGAACAAAAUUUUUAUAAAAAUGAAAUAUGCUUACUACAAAUAUCUGACUUUUUUGAGUUUUUAAAAAAAUUAAGAAAGGGGGCUAUAUUUAAAAUGCAAUAUUUUCUUAAUAUUUUAAAUGAAAAAAUUAUAGAGAUAUUUCAUUUCGUAAAAAAAGUUAAAUAUUUUCAUUCUAAAACAAAUAUAGGAGAAAAAUUUGAAAAAACAAGAGACCAUUUAAGUAUAAUUAAGAGUGACAACAUUAGUAGUAAAGAAAAUGAUGAAAACUCAAUUUUAAAUAUUGUUCAUCAAUUAUUUGAUAAUUCAAUAUAUCAAGAUAAUGAAACAAUAGGAAUCAUAAAAAAAUUAAUUCACACCAAUAUUCCUCUAUAUGUAAAACCCUUAAAUCAAGAUAUUUUUAUGAAUAAUUCUAAUCAUUUUUUUAAUAAUACACCAGUUGAUGUCGUUAUUUCCUUAAGAAUGGGACUAUUUGACUAUCUCUUAUCAACUGCAAUAAACUAUAAAAGUAAAAAAAAUUUUCAUAAAAAAAAUUUUUUUAAUUUUUUAUUGGAAUACUUAAGUUCUUUUUUUUUUUUGUUUAAUAUUGUUCACCCAUUUGAAAAAAACGGAAUUCAACCAUGGGUAUUAUCAGAAUCAGAAUUAUAUGAAUUUUUCAGUUAUAACAUUAAAUCAAUAAAAAAAGCCAUAAAUUAUUAUAGUUGUUCUACUCAAAGAUAUGGAUAUUAA
This is a messenger RNA of Plasmodium gallinaceum, 1569 nucleotides long. RefSeq names its product conserved Plasmodium protein, unknown function. The transcript has a single exon. The coding region runs from base 1 to 1569 and encodes 522 amino acids. Lineage: Eukaryota; Apicomplexa; Aconoidasida; Haemosporida; Plasmodiidae. The record is from RefSeq and is a predicted model, not a curated record.